AUGCCGUUUUUGUCCCUCCGUCCAUUUGUCCAGUUAGUUUGGACGGAAAAUCGCACGUGCGCCGCACGUGACACACAAAAACACCCCACUCCCCCUCAUAAUGUUCAGAUUUUCAGAAUAUUACAUAAAUAUCCAAAUUCUCGGCCAAAUCCUAAGCCCAAAUUUUCGAAGCAAGAGUUGUGCGUUAAGCGUCUGUACAACUUCAUUUUGCAACCGAAAUUCUCUGCAACGAAAUCUCUGAGGAUGAGGGCUUCUGAAAUAUCUCUUGUUUGUAGAGCAAUUACUGCUAAUUCUUCUCAUGAACGCGGUAUUUUUACUUCUUCUUUCUCUUUCUCCUGCCACAAAUUUUCAACUGCGUCCAGAACAGAUUCGAUUUGUAUAAAUGAAUUAGAUGAAACUGUUUUCUUGAUUCGUAAAAUGAUGAGAGUGCGACCACAGCCCUCCGUUUUUGAACUCACCAAACAAUUGCAAGUUAUUGUCAAGAUGAAACAAUACUCCGUCGCCCUUAAACUGUUCGACGAAAUGCGUCAAUGGGCUGGCUUCCUUAAACACGGUUACGAGGCAAACGUUACGACAUUCAACACUCUCUUAAAAGGUCUCUUUUUAGAUGGUAAUGUGGCCGAGGCGGAGAAAUUGUUCAAGAAGAUUUUGACUUUGAAACUCUGUCAGCCAGACGAUGUUACGAUUCUUACUGUGAUUGACGGGCUCUGCAAAGCUGGACGUGUUCAUACUGCCCGUGAUUUGCUUUUGUUGUUGGAAAAGACUAUCUAUAAACCCAGUGUUAAGGCCUAUAGUGCGGUAAUUGAUUGUUUAUGCAAGGGCGGAAUGGUGGAUAAUGCACUCGAGCUCUUGUUUGCCCACUUUCUAAUUGUGCUUUCAAUGAUGAAUUCAUAA
Messenger RNA from Erythranthe guttata (spotted monkey flower), 894 nucleotides. NCBI's taxonomy places the organism in Eukaryota, Viridiplantae, Streptophyta, Magnoliopsida, Lamiales, Phrymaceae. The record is from RefSeq and is a predicted model, not a curated record.